Messenger RNA from Eruca vesicaria subsp. sativa (arugula), 975 nucleotides. The record is from the annotation of a GenBank genome assembly. NCBI's taxonomy places the organism in Eukaryota, Viridiplantae, Streptophyta, Magnoliopsida, Brassicales, Brassicaceae.
AUGGACGAAUCCGCAAACAAAGGUCUGGAAUCGAAGGUUAGUGAUGCAGACACUCCACUACAAAGGAGCUUAAGGAGAUUCGGCGAGAAACAUAGGGCACUCGCCCUGGAAGAAUCCGAGAUCAAAAGUCUGGACGUUAUCGGUGGUUAUGCAAAGAUUCCAAAAAGCGGCAUUAUUAGAAGGAUGGUGGUCAAGGGAUACGACACCUCCCCUCCUAGGGAGGAUGUAGAAGAGGCUCUGAGAAAACACUUCGCAUCACGUGGAAUAAAGUUAAUACAUGUUUCUGUUCCCGUUGACUACUACGACAGUCGUAUUCCCUGCUGCAGGAGUCACGCUUUAAUCUAUGUUAAUGAAGAAUGUGAAGCAGAGGCAUUGAAGCUCAAUGGAAGUGACAUGGGAGGAGGAGACCGUAUUUUAGAAAUUACUGCUUACCCUUUUGCCGACAAUCACCUUGACCAUGUCUUUGCUCCUACCAUUGUCACAGAGCAAUACAAACAGCGCGGGUUGAAAGUUACAGGAUUUAAUACUUCCCUUGCUAGCAAGGAUGAUAUCAUGAAGAUGGUAAGUAAGGCUUUCCCUGGAUCCGGUUGUUUUGUUCAUAGGGGCGGGUGUUGUCUCGUUUUACUCCAUGGUCAAGAUGCUGUUGAAAAUGCUCUGAAACUUAGUGGAGGUUCUGUCGGAGGCUUUAAAAUUGCAGUUGAUAAGGUCCUCCCAAUAAAAAAGGUGACCGUUGGCACAUAUCCCAAAGCGUGGAUGGCUUUUGCUGAGGGAAAACAGAAGACGAUCAUGACUAAGGACUAGAAAAUCUCUCUCUCUCUUUUCUCUCGUGUUAUUAACUAAAGUUCUUUGAAUUCUAUGUAUUUAUCCGUGUGUGCUGUUUUUAUGAUAAGACAUUGUAAAAACAAUAUGGCAAAACUUCGUUGUCCAAUCAAGUUUUUAGUAACUUAAAAAGACAGCUUAAUAUCUAUAUGUUUC